This is a messenger RNA of Daucus carota subsp. sativus, 1462 nucleotides long. RefSeq names its product probable fructokinase-7. Gene Ontology annotation, biological process: fructose metabolic process. The coding region runs from base 131 to 1144 and encodes 337 amino acids. The transcript has 7 exons. The record is from RefSeq and is a predicted model, not a curated record. Gene Ontology annotation, cellular component: cytosol. Lineage: Eukaryota; Viridiplantae; Streptophyta; Magnoliopsida; Apiales; Apiaceae. Gene Ontology annotation, molecular function: fructokinase activity.
GUUCUUCACCUAUAAUUUUCCUCUGGUUGCUGUAUAAAUAGCGUCCACUACAGUGUGUAUUAAUAUAGAUAUAAAAGUUCUGGUAAUACUCUUACAAACUAGCAGAACUAAAACUUGUGUCCUUGUUGUAAUGGCGAUAAACCCCACUUUAGGUCACUAUAAUGAGACGAUAGUAAAUUCCAAAGGAGAAGAGCAUGAAAGAUCCCUGGUGAUAUGCUUUGGGGAGAUGCUAAUUGAUUUUGUGCCUACAGUUGGUGGUGUUUCGCUUGCAGAAGCACCUGCUUUUAAGAAGGCCGCUGGCGGUGCUCCUGCUAAUGUCGCUGUUGGGAUAUCAAGGUUGGGAGGUUCUUCGGCUUUUAUAGGAAAGGUUGGGGAGGAUGAAUUUGGAUACAUGUUGGCUGAAAUUUUGAAAGAGAACAAGGUCGAUAAUUCUGGCAUGCGGUUUGACCCUGCUGCUAGGACAGCACUGGCAUUUGUUACCCUUAGGUCGGAUGGAGAGCGAGAAUUUAUGUUUUUCCGUAAUCCCAGUGCAGAUAUGCUUCUUCGCAAAUCAGAACUUGAUAUAAAUCUUAUCAAGAAGGCAACAAUCUUCCAUUAUGGUUCGAUAAGUUUAAUUGAAGAGCCAUGUAGGUCUACUCAGCAUUAUGCAAUGAAAGUUGCAAGAAAAGCAGGUUGCAUUCUCUCUUAUGAUCCAAAUUUGAGAUUGGCUCUAUGGCCGUCAGCAAAUGCUGCUCGGGACGGUAUAAUGAGCAUUUGGGACCAAGCAGAUGUUAUUAAGGUAAGCGAGGAUGAAAUUUCAUUCUUAACUGGAGGGGAGGAUCCUUAUGACGAUAACGUGGUUUUGGGAAAGCUUUACCACUCCAACUUAAAGCUUCUAUUAGUAACUGAAGGAUCUGAGGGUUGCAGAUACUAUACCAAGGAAUUCAAGGGCAGAGUUUCAGGUUUAAAAGUGACACCUGUGGACACAACUGGUGCAGGUGAUGCUUUUGUUGGUGGGAUACUGAGCAUCUUAGCUUCCGACGUAAAUAUGUACAAGGACGAGAAGAAACUCAAAGCAGCUAUCCUUUUUGCAAAUGCAUGCGGCGCCUUAACAGUAACAGAAAAAGGAGCAAUCCAUCACAUCUUAACAAAAGUUGCUGGAUGAGAACUACACUGCAUCAUCAUUCUCGACAUACCGGAUCAAACCAAAUAGCUAUAAUGUAAUCUGGUUGGACUGUUUUGUGUUGGCUGCAAUAUAUACUGGAUCUUCAGUGUUUUUUCUUUUGUUGUAAACCAUGUAUGAUUGGAGUCUAAUAGCAGACGGCUAGAUCCAACAUAUUUCAUAAACUCUAUGCACAAGUGUGUCCACCACACCCCUCUGUUGUGUAGUAUCAGUAUCCUUUUCGUAUAUGAUACAGGAACACCACUUCUUUUCAGUGAAAAAAUUCCCGAAAAACUAAUAGCGAUGAAGUUCUUCAUUUUA